Molecule: messenger RNA, 2706 nt
Organism: Armigeres subalbatus
Lineage: Eukaryota; Metazoa; Arthropoda; Insecta; Diptera; Culicidae
Exons: 2
Coding region: 403-2313 (636 amino acids)
Cellular component (GO): nucleus
Molecular function (GO): DNA binding
Source: RefSeq, a predicted model, not a curated record
UUGCGCAGCUCCUAACUUUGCGCGUUUUGAAAUGUUUUGUAUAAUAAAUCAUUGAUCACGAAAUUUCCAAAUAUUUCAAUGAUGACACGACUUUUGUUUAAGUAUCAAUAAUAUUUGGUACAACUUUUUUCCUCAAAAAGUUCUGUCAGAUGGAAGAAAAAAAAUAAACAACGCUGAGUGGAGACGUGAAAACGUCAAAUUUGCAUAACCUUAACACAUUUGCUAAGAGUAGUAUACACAAAAACCUGAUUAUUUUCGAAUAAAAACUUAUCUUUUUUGAAAAAAUUACCGGUGAAUUGACAGUGCAGGUAAUGUUUAAGGAUUAUUUCUCAUAUUCGGAAUGAAAUUCUCGAUUAAAUACGAGAAAAGUGAUGCGCAAAGUUCGGAAUCAUUGUUUACGUUAUGUUCUUAAUAUUUGCGCAUUUGCAGAAAAUCGGAAUGGCGCGUAAGUACAUGGCUUAUCCUGCUGCUCAAGUAGCGAAAGCUGUAAAUCUCGUCAGGAAUGGGCAUCCCAUUCGCCGGGCUGCUGCAACCUGCAAGGUUCCGGAGAGUACAAUUCGAGUCAGGCUAAAGAAACCGUGUCAAAAUCCCGGAAGACCUCCUGUACUGUCGAAGGAAGAAGAAAUGCAUAUUGUCAAUUGGAUAAUUAGCAGUGCGAAUGUUGGACUUCCGGUGGAUGGACAGAGGCUGAAGACAUCCGUGGCACAUUUGUUCAAGUUAUCUGGCAAAAAGAAUCCAUUCAUGAAAGGAAUUCCCGGUCGAAAGUGGUUUGCAGGAUUUCUCAAGCGGCAUCAACAAAUCUCUCGGCGUAUACCUAGUGCUCUCUCAAAACAACGUGUAACUGUGACAGAAACGAAAAUACGCGCAUGGUUUGGUCACAUUCAGUCGUAUUUCGAUAAAAAUCAGCUACACCAUGUUGCAGCUGAUCCAUCCCGUGUAUUUAACAUGGAUGAAUCGGCCAUCCGUUUAGUACCAACAAGGGAGCAAGUACUGGCGAAGACCGGUGAAAAAUACGUACACACAAAAUGCGCCAAUUCUGAUAAAGAAGCCUACACCACUUUGUUUGCUUCAAACGCAGAUGGUAUUCUCGCACCCCCUCUGGUACUUUUUCCCUACAAACAAAGAUUGCCGGCCGAAAUAGUACGUGAGGCACCGCCCGGUUGGUCAGUCGGAAAGACUGAAUCAGGAUGGAUGAACCGAGAGACGUUUUAUUAUUAUUUGAAGAAUGUUUUUCAUCCUUGGCUUUUGGCGACCAAAAUUCAACUUCCCAUCAUCGUAUUUGUAGAUGGACACUCGUCCCACGUCUCUUACCAAACGACAGAGUUCUGCAGAGAAAAUGGAAUUGAGCUGAUUUGCCUGUUCCCAAAUGCCACUCAUAUCCUACAGCCACUGGAUGUCGGAUUUUUCAGAGCACUUAAAUCCAGUUGGAAUAAGCGACUAAUCGAGUGGAGAACUCUACAUGCCGGAGAUGCCAUCACGAAGCACGAGUUUACACCACUACUUAAAAAAGCUGUCGAUGACAUGCUCAACAUAAAAACAACAUUGCGAAAUGCUUUCAGAAAAUGUGGUCUUGUUCCAUGGGAUCCGAACGCCGUGAAUUUCUCGAUGGUUCUUCAACCUCAGCAUUCGGAACAAGGCAAUGAUGGAGCAUGUAUUGAAUCUUCACAGGAAGGCAGUACUCACACCAACUUACUAACAGAUCUCGAGAACUACCUCAAUGUUGGACAGUUAAAGCUAUUCAUCAAACACAAAGCAGAUCUUGAAUGGCCAGGACCGGUAGAAGACAAAAACUUAUUCCAUGUCUGGCAGCGAAUAAUAAAAAAAAAUGCGAGGUCACAAAUUCAACAGACGAAUCUCACUAGCCAAAUGAUGCAUUCCAUGGAUUUGAUGAAUCGUUUCUUGAAGAAAACUUUACUGCUUAUGCUUGCAGACGAGCGUCAGAAAACAGCGACCUUCUUAAAUUUUGAUUUGCCACGACCAUCUCAAACGACCUUUCUUGAAGAGACGACAAAUACAUCAAAGAGUUCGUUACAGCCGGUGUGUACGCAGGAUAGAGAAGAUUUUAUGGAGAGAGCAUUCCGUAUACCGACUGUAUUCGCAAAACCACCGAAGUGCCAGAAGUUACUACGACCACGUCCACCAACAGUAGCCACCAGUGACGAGUUCAGAGAGUGGUUAAUAACGACGGAACUGAAUAAGGAAAAUAAGGAACGGGAACGCGUAGAGAAAAAAGCUGCCCGAGUGAAGAAAAGUGAACAGAAGAAGAAAGCUAAAACUGGAGGAAAAGCAAAAACUACAAAACCUCGUAUGUAAUCCGAAUUCAGGAUUGUAAAUAGACAAAACAUUAUUUGCAAUCACUUGUAUUAAUCAAAAUCAUAAUAAAGAAUUCUGCAUAUUUUUGAGCUCUUCUCUGUGAUGUAAUAUAAUUGAUAAAUAAGGUUGUAAUAUUCAAUACUAUUUCAAGUGCGCAAAGUUGGGAACAAUUUGCGCAAAGUUAGGAACAAAUCAAAUUUUGUGCGCAAAGUUUGGUACAAGACAGUGAAUCUUUUUUUCGUAUUUUUUUCCGUUUAUAUCGCUCGUUUCUAAAAAUUCAAAAAAUGUAUUAAACAUAGACGAGACCCAGCUACCACGUACAACAGAUUUGGCGCAGAAAUGUUUAUUUUUCAAUUUUUUACAUCAAAAUACAUUUUAAAAUUCCUUAACUGC